AUGUCUCAUUUUUUCCAUGAAGCCAAGGCAGCCAUCGGCGACUUUGUACACGAAGUCGAGUCAGAGGUGUCGAAGGUUGCAGGAAUCUCAGACGGCGAGAAACACAGCCACACUCAUAUCGGAGAGGCAUGCCAUGCACUUCAUAUAAAUGGAAAUGAGAACAGAUUUGGCAGUUUCGCUCCUCCAAGAACUGGCCAUGAUAUUAAAUGGCAUAUCGACGGGUGUGCGUACAUGUGGGCUGUAUCUGUCGCCUUGGAAGAGGCACAGGAAAGUAUCUGGAUUCUGGAUUGGUGGCUUACCCCUGAGCUUUAUUUGAGAAGACCCCCAUCGGCAAACGAGGAAUAUAGAAUCGACCGCAUGCUUUUAGCUGCUGCUGAGAGAGGUGUCAAAGUGAACAUUAUCAUUUACAAGGAGGUUACUAAGGUCUUGACAUUAUGCUCUGAGCACACCAAGAAGGCUCUAGAGGUUCAUCCUAACAUUUCGGUAUUCCGACAUCCGGAUCAUGUUCCAAGUGGUAUUCACGUCGAAUCGGAACUUAUUACCGACUUGAAGAAUUUCAGUUUGAGAGACUUUGAUCUUGCACAACUUCCUAAAGAGGGUAUUGAAGCGUUAUAUGGAGCCCGAAAUGAUGUUAUUCUUUACUGGGCACAUCACGAAAAGCUUUGCUUAGUUGAUAGCAAAGUUGCUUUCAUGGGUGGUCUGGACUUGUGUUUUGGUAGAUGGGAUGUGAAUCAGCAUCCAAUUGCUGAUGCACACCCAAGUGACCUGGACAAUAUUGUUUUCCCAGGUCAAGAUUUCAAUAACGCAAGGGUGUAUGACUUCCAGGAUGUAGCAAAUUGGCAAGACAACAAGCUUGAUCGUACUAAGUACUCUAGAAUGGGAUGGUCGGAUCUAUCAAUGUCGUUAACAGGACCAGUUGUCGAGGACCUUCGAGCUCAUUUUGUCCAGAGAUGGAAUUUCAUUUUCCGAGAGAAAUACGACACUCAAGAUACAAGAUACACAGCAUUGUCCUUGAUUCCUAAUGAUAUCCCUGAUGGAUAUUAUAACGAAGAUGGUACAAAUAUCGGUGCAUCUACCGAGGGUGCGAUCUCCGAUACAUUCCGUAGAGCGGGUACAUUUUUGGGCAGAUCGGGAGGUAAUUCAGGGUAUGGGGAUGAUCAAAACGGCGUUUCUAUCCAACUUGUAAGAAGUUGUACUGAGUGGAGCAAUGGUGUCGCCACUGAGCACUCCAUUGCCAAUGCCUACAUUGAGGUUAUUCAACGAAGCCAACAUUUCAUCUACAUCGAAAACCAGUUUUUCAUCACCGCCUGUUCCGAUGAGCAACAUCCUGUUGAAAAUAAAAUCGGAGCGGCGAUCGCAGACAGAAUCAUUCGUGCUUAUCAAAAUGGCGAACAAUACAAAGUUAUUGUUUGUAUGCCAGCAGUCCCAGCUUUUGCAGGCGAUCUCCAUGGAGAUGAUGCUUUGGGAACUCGUGCAAUUAUGGAGUAUCAAUAUAAUUCAAUCUGUCGUGGCGGUAACUCAAUUAUGGAAACAGUUGCUAAAGCCGGAGUACCCGAUCCAAAGGAUUACAUCCGAUUCUACAAUUUAAGAAACUAUGAUAGACUUAACGACAACGGCACGAUGGCUCGAACCGAACAAGAAAGUGGCGUCAGUUAUGAAAGUGCUAGAAAAGAGCACGAUGAUAUAGUUGGUGCUGGAUAUGGCGGUUACGGUGAAGAAACUGGUGCUCGCAGAGGCCAAGAAAAUUACGAGUAUGACCAAUACCAAAGAGCCGCCCCUCGUUCCCAAGAACACGACACAGUAGCAGCAUGCUAUUUGGAAGAUGGUCCAUCCAUCACAUCCAUUCCUUGGAAUGGUACCCCUGAAGCCGAGCUCGAUGCCUUCGUCAGCGAGGAACUUUACAUCCAUACCAAACUUCUUAUCGCCGAUGAUCGCGUUGUAAUUUGUGGUUCAGCUAACCUCAACGAUCGCUCUCAACUCGGUACCCACGAUUCCGAAAUCGCGAUUGUAAUCGAAGACACCGAAACCGUUGAUUCAUACAUGAACGGUCGCGAAUUCCAAGCCGCAAAAUACGCCACUUCGCUCCGCAGACAACUCUUCCGAAAGCACCUCGGCAUGAUCGCACUACAAGAUUGGACCAGACCGGAUGCAAAUUAUAUGCCCAUCAACAAAGACCCCAACGAUUACGACUGGGGGUCCGACUACGAUAUCGCUGUUCAAGAUGUGUUUUCCCCCGAAUUCACAGAUUUAUGGAAUGGUCGUGCAAGAACUAACACAGAAGUUUAUUCAAAAGUUUUCCAUGCCAUUCCGGCGGAUAAUGUGAGGAACUGGGAUGAUUACCAUGAGUUUUAUGAACAGUAUUUUGUAUCACCUAGUGAUAAAGAUACAGAUGAAGAAGAUAAGGAGCCUGCAAGAUAUCUCUAUGGGCAUGUGGUGAAAGAAGAAUUCCCAGGUGGCGUGGAGGAGGUUAAAGAGGAGUUGAGCAGGGUUAAGGGUAUGCUUGUUGAGAUGCCGCUAUCGUUUAUGGAUGGGGUUGAUUUCGCCAAGGAGGGGUUGAGUUUCAAUGCUUUGACCGAGACGAUUUAUACUUAG
Messenger RNA from Botrytis fragariae, 2592 nucleotides. RefSeq names its product putative phospholipase d active site-containing protein. The record is from RefSeq and is a predicted model, not a curated record. Gene Ontology annotation, biological process: phosphatidic acid biosynthetic process; intracellular signal transduction; cell motility. NCBI's taxonomy places the organism in Eukaryota, Fungi, Ascomycota, Leotiomycetes, Helotiales, Sclerotiniaceae. The transcript is spliced from 5 exons. The coding region runs from base 1 to 2592 and encodes 863 amino acids. Gene Ontology annotation, molecular function: D-type glycerophospholipase activity.